AUGGCAGCGAAAUCGCCCAAGCGAGUGUGCAGCCAAAGUCAUCUCGAAGAGCAUGACGGCCUCCGAAAGACCGUGUCCUUUGCUGAGCGCCGCUUUGACCCUAGCAACCUCCCGGCUGACAUGCUCAGGGUCUACACAUCUCUCAAAGACAGGUUUGAUGAGGAGUACGCCAUGUUGUUUGUUUUCAACAUGCAGACGGCGAUGGAAAUGCACCGUGCCUGGAACAUGACCCUCCUGACGUCCAAGACCCUAAAGAAGUGCUCAGAAAUGGUUGGGCUCACGAUGACGUGGGAGCUCGGCGUUAUCAAGUUGAAGUUCUUCAUGGAGGACGGGGAUUUUGAGCUCCAGCGCAAGGUGCCCUACGACUACGAUUCUGAGUUCCAGGACAUGUUCAUGAGAAUCGCUUCUGCCCUGUACAAUGGACACCUUACCGUCCACGAGGCCCUCCUCUUCCAGGAGGAAGCAAAGCAAGGGAAGCACACCGCCAAGACCGGUCUGUUCAUCCGUGACUACCCUGGCAGGCUCAUAGUCUUGCCAGCCAUGUCCUCCACCUGUGCGGUCAUCUUUUUUGGGGGCACGGAGAAGGAGGCAGGAGUUGCGGCCUUGUGCGGCCUGGUAACGGGCCUUAUUGAGUAUGGAUUACUGAGGGUUGGCGGGGAGGCCACCCUGCUGAUUGACCUGGCAGUGGGCUUGGUAACCGGCUUCAUUGGCAGCCUCUUCUAUCGCUUCGAUGGGCAGCAGUACUGCCUUUCCUCGAUCUUCAUGGGUACCUUGUACUGGUUUUUCUAUGGCACUGCAUUUGUUGUAGGACUGGUGGAGAUCUUGGCUGGGGAGCUCGAGACAGGUGUCACGAGGUUCAUGGCCGUGAGCAUCAAAACCUUUGUCCUCUGUGUCAUGGCCUGUUUUGGCAUGAUGCUGGCGGUGCCAAAUCCUGCCGAGGUCUGGGAGGCUCAGUCUGCGAACUGCGCCACCAUUGACCUGAGCGCGCACUGGUGGCGCGUCCCUUUGUACUUGGCGUGCUCAACUGCUGUCCUGGGGCAAUACCGCUUCCGCUUGGAGCAGUUUUGGCGCGGUUUGCUUGUACAGCUCGCUGGCUACGAGACCCAGUUUCAGGUGUCCAGGUACUUUGUUGAACGCAGUGCCAGCGACAAGGACAACCUGGAUGUGAUGGCCUCGAACGUCUGUGGCGCUGCAGCCAGCGUCGUUACAGCGUGCACGCUGUCGGCCAUUAUGGAUUUCGUGAACUCGACUUACUAUGCCCAGCUCCUCCAGCGUGGCGCACACCGGGACGAGACCGACUCGAUGUUGGACGAUGUCGUCUAUGGGUGCAUCUCCGCGAUCGUGAAGUUCUUCAACUGCAUUGGGAUCGGGAGGCAGCAUGACAAGGACAUGGUCGAGCUGGAGAAGAAGAUCUACCAGCAUUCAAAAGAGCUCAAGGAUCCCUCGCAUCCCCGUAGCGAGAUCAGGCUAGAUCCACACGAAGAAGACCUGUUGCUGGACACGAUCGUUUAUGCGGAGUCCAUGAACAUUUGGGCCAUGCUCAUGCCGGCUGUGUACCAGCUCGUGCCUGGCUCAAUGAUCGCCAAAAUGUGGUUCCAGACAAUCAUCCCGCCCAGCGAUCCAUCACUUCAGGAGAAUACGUUUGCUGGCCUCAUGGUCACUUCGAUCUCUCUUGCGCUCGGCUUGAUCAUUGGCGAGGCCAUUGUUCAGAUUUUCAAAGGCUUCGCCAACUUGUUCUGUUGCAAGUCAAAGGACGCGGACAAGGACAAGGUCGACAAAAAGCUUAAGGGUGACGACAUUGCCCACGUCUUCCCCAAGGCCAUGAGCGGGGACCCCGAGACGAUGUCGCAGGACAGCGACUUCAAACUUUAA
Molecule: messenger RNA, 1872 nt
Organism: Symbiodinium pilosum
Lineage: Eukaryota; Dinophyceae; Suessiales; Symbiodiniaceae
Source: the annotation of a GenBank genome assembly